GCUUUGCAGUAUGUCAUCAAGCCUCAAAGAGAAUAAACGCAAUGCUGGUUCAUCAGGUACCACAGAACAGAUCUGAAAGACACUGAGCAACACUGUUUCUCAGCUACAACACUGAUGGUUUAGCUCCUUCACAUUUCAGUGAGUUUAUCCACAACACAUCAGUAAUGGAGCAGCGUUUUUCCAUACUCCUGUUUUUCACAGGAUUCUUCCCUCUCGUCCUGCCUGUCCCUCGUAAGUACUAUCUAAUCCAGCAGGGGAAAACUUGGAGUGAUGCUCAGGCUUACUGCAGAGCCACACACACUGACCUGGCUGUCAUCCAAAGUAAUGAGAAUUUGAUCCAACUUCAGAAUGAAGCACACAGACAACAGUUUAGUUCCAGUGCUUGGGUUGGACUCUACAAUGACGUCAGCAGCUGGCGCUGGUCCAUGGGAAAUGAACCAGCGGGAACUAUACAAUGGAGUCCAGGUGAACCUGACAACUGGCAUGGACAUGAAGAGUGUGGUGCACUUACUCCCACCACUUUGGGGGAUGGUAACUGUAACGAAUUACAGUCCGUUGUGUGUUUUGAUGACUCUUACACUGGCAAUCAGAGGUACAUUUAUAUUCCUACUUUAAUGUCAUGGUACGAAGCUCAGGCUUAUUGUAGACUACAUCACACAGACAUGGCCAGCAUAAGAGAUGCGACUGAAGACUCAAUUGUGAGGGGACUGAUCUCUGACAUCACUUGGAUUGGUCUUUUCAGAGACUCCUGGAAAUGGAUAGACCAAACCAAUUUCUCUACGCUCAGCUGGAUGACUGGAAAACCUGAUAAUGCCCUGAAGAUAGAAAACUGUGGUUAUUUAAAUAACAGUCAGACUGCUGAUGCACUGUGCUCAGACAUAAUGCCUUCCUUCUGUUACACCAAAAUAAAUAUGAGACAACAAGUAGUAAGAGUGAAGGUACAGUCCAAUGAGGAUGUGAAUGAUCCUGCAGUGAAGGCGGCCAUCUUGGAGCAGAUCAACCAGAAACUGAAGGAUCGUUUUAGCACAGAGAUCAUCACAGUGAAAUGGCGCAAACAACCAGAUGGAGUUGUGUUUCACAUGGAGGAAAAAUAAAAAUAUGUGCUCUCUAAAUCUAUGUUAAUUUUAAUUGAUUUUAAAUAAUGUUAUCUGCUAGUGUUGGAGUUUCUGUUUAACUGUUAUAUGUAUAUUAGCAUAAUAUGAUGUUAAUUCUCUUUUAGUCAAUUAGAAAUGGAUAUUAACUGGUACCUAGUUUUAGAUUCUGUUACAAUUUAACAAAAAUGUAAACAGUUUUCAUAACACAUCUGGUUUUACCUUUGAAUUUCUCUUGAUAUCAUGAGUUAUAUUUAAUGUACCUCUGUACACUAUAAUGUGAGCUUUAAGGAGAAGCAGAGAUUCAAAACUAGUUUAUAUAAAAAUCUUGAAGUCUUUUGAAAACAUCUUCACUGUGAGAAUUUCUUUUCACCUCAUACAACAGUUUGUCUUUAUUUUAUUGUAGAGUUGUAUUAUACUAAUAUUGCUAUUUAUUAAUUUAUAUAAGGGUGUCUGCCAAAUAC
Molecule: messenger RNA, 1555 nt
Organism: Hemibagrus wyckioides
Lineage: Eukaryota; Metazoa; Chordata; Actinopteri; Siluriformes; Bagridae
Product: putative C-type lectin domain family 20 member A
Exons: 6
Coding region: 165-1094 (309 amino acids)
Source: RefSeq, a predicted model, not a curated record